Molecule: messenger RNA, 738 nt
Organism: Penicillium pulvis
Lineage: Eukaryota; Fungi; Ascomycota; Eurotiomycetes; Eurotiales; Aspergillaceae
Product: demethoxyubiquinone hydroxylase family protein
Exons: 1
Coding region: 1-738 (245 amino acids)
Biological process (GO): ubiquinone biosynthetic process
Cellular component (GO): mitochondrial inner membrane
Molecular function (GO): 3-demethoxyubiquinol 3-hydroxylase activity
Source: RefSeq, a predicted model, not a curated record
AUGGAAUCCCUACCUGCACUACGAAGAUCUGCUCUAGCACAGUGUAGACGCCAGUCCCGAACCACGUCCCCAAUCUACCUCGACUUUCUCGCUCCGAUAGCUCUACGAGCUCAACGCCGAAAUGCGUCCACCACUAGUCCAUCCGGCAGCUCCAAGCCCCGAUACACCCUCAGCAAAGAGCAGCGCGAGUACCUCGAUAGCUCGCUUCGAGUAAAUCAAGCCGGUGAGCUCGCCGCCACCCUCAUCUACACCGCCCAAACCCCGCAGAUCGUCCGAUCGCAUCCGCAUCUACGGCCUUUGAUGAAGCACAUGUACGACCAAGAAGCAGGGCACUUGAAGACAUUCAACAAGCUUGUCGCACAACAUCAAGUUCGACCCACUGCCAUGUAUCCUCUCUGGGAGGUUGCGGCGACAUUUCUGGGCUGGUCAACCGCCGCGCUGGGUCGCGAAGCUGCGAUGGCAUGCACCGAGGCCGUGGAGACGGAAAUUGGUUCCCAUUACAAUGAUCAGGUUCGGGAGAUCUUGUCAUGGGAGGCUGAUGCGGAGCAGCGAGGGGAGGAAUUGGAUGAUGAGUUGAAGGAAAUGCUGGCCACAUUCCGGAGGAUUCGAGAUGAAGAACUGGAGCAUUUGGAUCAUGCGGUAGCUCAUGAUUCUAAGGAAGCUAAGCCGUAUGACCCACUGGUGGAUGUGAUUCGUUUUGGUUGCCGAGCUGCUAUCAAGAUCAGUGAGAAGGUAUGA